Messenger RNA from Epinephelus lanceolatus (giant grouper), 4584 nucleotides. It is a transcript of the gene igflr1, whose product is annotated as IGF-like family receptor 1. Gene Ontology annotation, molecular function: protein binding. Gene Ontology annotation, cellular component: plasma membrane. The record is from RefSeq and is a predicted model, not a curated record. NCBI's taxonomy places the organism in Eukaryota, Metazoa, Chordata, Actinopteri, Perciformes, Serranidae.
GUAGGUGCUGGUAAUGUCUUACACUGGAGUUAAGCGCAGUUCAGUUCAGUUCAGUCAAACUCACGAUGGUAUACUCUAGCAAAUGCCACGAUCCAAAAACCUAUUGGAAGGGGACUAUUUCAAAAUGUGAGCGGUGUCCAGGUCCAGGUCCAGGCUUUGAGAUCACGCCAAACUGUGGCAAAGAUGAUAGCGGGGGGAUCCACGAAGCCUCCAAGAGAGCGUGUGAGGCCGGUAGAACCUUUAAUGAUGGGAGCGAUGUGUAUUGUCGGCCGUGUACUUCAUGCCAUCCCGGGUACAUCACCACAAACCCGUGCAGUACAACUACUGACACCCAGUGCCAAGAGCCACGAAGGACGACCGAGGUGUUAACCACAGUGCCAACAACAACAACAACAACAACAACAACAACAGCAACAUCACAGCAUGUUUCUACUUCUUCCAGAAUGACACCAGAGAGAUCGAUAAACACAGAAGUGUCUGGUCCUGCUGUACUGUGGGCAGUACCAUUAGCGAUCCUAAUCAUCAUCAUACUCGUUAUGAUAGCUGCAUGUGUGCUCUACAUGAAGAGGAAACGAGUGUUUCACACAGGUCACCAAGCAGUGUUGGGCUACAGCAGAAGAUCUUCAUACAUUAAUCCAGGGUUCUAUUCUCUCUCUACUGGUAACGACCUGGAGGACAUCCUGAGUCCCAGCGUCCUGUCAGCACCUUUACAGACAGUGCUGGACAACCUGGAUGUUUUGGAAGAGCUGGUGAUUUUGUUGGAUCCAGAAAGCCAAGGAGUCAAGAACACCAAACAUCUGGCGUCUCAUUUCUCCUUCCCCGCCACCUGGAUUACUUACACCUACUCUAUGAAGGAAAGUAAGAGCCCCCUGACAGCCGUGUUGGAGGGCGUCACCAGCAGGAAACCUGACUCGACGGUGGGGCACCUGGCUAAGGUGCUACGACAGAUGGAGCGCAACGAUGCCAUUGCUGUUCUCGCCAAGCUCAAACUGAAAAUGAUACAGCAGGUGUAACAUUUCUUCAGAAAUCCGGAGAGAUGGUGUGAAAAGAAUCUUCUUGAUCUGAUCAGUGUUAACAUGAAGGAAAAAUACAGGAGUGGUGCGAUACCCACUCUGUUUACAUGAUUUGCACACAUAAUGUAGAAGAAUUAAUAGCCAAAUGAAGUAUUAUUCAGCAAAUGUUGAUUUUGAUUAAACAAAAGCCUCUUGUAACAUUUACACGACACAGUAUUAGGGCCACGCGAAAGAGGUAAUACUACGAGAAUAAAGUCAUAAUUUAAUGACAAUAAGGUCAUUUGAUGCAAGGAAAAGCCGUAAUAUUACAAGCAUGAGUAAACAGAUAAGAGCAGUCUGUCUUUUAUGUGUCUAAUGAGUGAUGUUGAAGGUACAGUGUGUAUGAUUUUGGGGCAUCUGAUGGCAUAAAUUGAAUAUAAAAUUCAUAUGUUUUCAUUAGUUUAUAAUCACCUGAAAAUAAUUGUUGUGUUUUCGUUACCUUAGAAUGAGCUGUUUAUAUCUACAUAAGGAGCAGUUCCUCCUUUAUGGUGUCCACCAUGAUGUUCUACAGUAGCCCAGGAUGGACAAACCAAACGCUGGCUCUAGAUAGGGUUUUUGCAUUUUAGUGUCAGCUAAAAGUUUCAGCUGGCUGCAAUGUUGCAAAUUCACCACUAGAUGCCACUCAACCCUAUACAGUAGACCUUUAAUGACCUGUUAAUGACUGUUUCACCAGUAAGCACCCGAUUAUCAGAGCCAAUAGAAACGUGCCGCACGAUGUAUGAGAUGAUAACCAGCUGUGCUUUUGAAGAUGGAGUUCAUCAGGGAAGGUUUUGUCCAGAGUGAAAAAAGCAUGAGUGGUGAUGUAAGCUCACUGGGCUUUAAAACACAGACUCCAUCUGCGCUGUAGUCAGCUGUGCAUUACAUAAGUGCUCCACGCUCAGAUGGCCGACUCCCCUUGAGACUGUCUGAGACACGUAAGCUUUUUGGGACUAGCUCUGGAUAAGACGUUUGGGAAAGCCCCUUUCUGCAGGCUUUCAUCUGAGAUGGAAAACCGAAACCGCUUGAAAACACUUUUGAUCAGGGACAAACCUCACCAUUGUACGACCUAUUGCCUGCACAGAUGUUUACUACACUAACUCUGAUUAAGCCAGAGCACAGCUGCUUCCUCAAGAUUUUCAGUGGGCAGAUCAAAGUAGGAAGACUGUCCCAAACAGAUCAGAGAUGCCUAUAAAAGUGGAGGAAGUAGGGGAGGCAUCACACUGUAGUCUAAACACGAUUUUUAGUCAAAAUAACUGAAGACUCCGGAUGCCUGUGGACCGUCAGGAAGGCGUAAUCCAAUCAAUUUACAAGCAUAACAUGACCUGAAGCAACCUAUUAUGACUUAAUUCUCUUAUGUUGAGACUUACAGUGGCCCUAAUAUUGUGAUACAUUCCAGUCAAUGCUUAUUGCUUCACAUUAUUUUUUCUACUGUUUCACUACUUACAAUAAAAAAAAAGAACUUUGCUCAAACAUCUUAACAUCUUUAUUAAGCAAAUAACAUUAUAAAUAAAAAAGUGCAUAGAAAAAUUAAACAGGUUUAGAAAUAUGUAUACAAAUAUUUACAAACCCAGGGUUUAUUUGUACAUGGUAACAAAGACGUAAAUUUAAAGAUCACAUAUUUUCUCAUUUUUAUGUCUUUUACACUUACUUUAAAAUAACCCUACUAUAUAUACUAUAUAUAUAUUUUUUUAUAUAUGUGUGUAUAUAUAACAUACAGCUUUCUUAACAGAUUCUGGGAGAGAUGGUAAUGAUAACUUCAGGUUUUGACUAGUGCUUUCCAUCCUUCAUUGCAAACACACGCACGCACACACACAAUGACACAAACAGACGCAUCCACAAACACUCACACAGACACAUCCACAAACACUCACACAGACACAUCCACAAACACUCACACAGACACAUCCACAGACACACACUCACCAGCUCUGCAGGACAUUAAAACCAAGCUACUCUUUAAAUUAUCAACCUCUCUUUUUGCAUCAGUAUUCCCAAACAUCUGUGUAAACAGCUGAGGUAGAAUCCUUGCAAGGAGUUGGGAGUGACUCUGCUCUUGUUGUCAGCUAGGUGAUUGACACAAGUAAAUCUGGGCUCCAUCCCAGUGAUUGGACAUGCAAGAAGGAAAGGGAGUUAAGAUCGACACAAAAACAUGAAGGAAAUUUACUCUAAGAAGUUUGAAGAGAAAAGGUCGGGUGAAAGAAAAAGAUGAUCAUGCACUUGGGGAGGCAAACAGUGCUCAUUUUACUCCUGUGGCUGAUUCUAAGACCGUCAGUAAUCUACCGUAACAAAAAAUAAAAUAAAAAUGAUUCUUUAAAAAUACCUGCUUUAGAACAAUUUCUGUCACAAAGGCUUAAAUGCAUGACAACAACUGCCCCAAAAGAAAAUUCAAGUAAAUUAGUGAAACAAAGGACAUCAGUUGUAAACACAACAAAAGGAUACAAAUUGGGGAGAUCUCCUAAUACACUAGACCACCACCAUUUAUACAAAGCACAACCUUUUACUAUUAAAAAUAGAAAUCAAAACAUGAAUAAAUAUAACUACCAAUUUGAACAGUGUGUGAAUUAGAUUACCCUCAUCAAAGACGGCACUGAACAUCAACUAAGAACAACAUUAAACAUUAUUUUAAGGUGCUGAGUGCAUUCUCUCAGCUCCGUUUCAGACUCAAUGUUUUCUGCAACAUCUACAAAGUCUGUGCGCCGGUGUCUUGACAAGCCUGGUGCAGGAACUGAAUACACACACACACACACACACACACGCACGCAUGCAUGCAUGGUGGCAAUGCUCGAAACCAGCGUCCUCCCUGAUUAAGAGAUUAAAUGUAGCAGGUUUCACACAGAUGAAGAUAAUUUGUACGUUUGAUGGUUAUUUAUGUGCACCUGUAGGGCAGCAACGUCUUAUUGCAAUAAGUAAUGAGCAUUUGCCAUGAGAGUAAUAAAAUAUAUAUUUAAAAAAAAACUGAUAUUCACCACAACUCUUCACUUUUGGCUUGGGUAGUGUUUGCUACAUACACUGUACAUCAAGAGAAAAAACACGUCUCAAAGACACAUUUCUGUCUUUAUAAAUAUGACACUAUGUUACUGACUCAAACUGGUAACGUUGCUAUUUUUAAGUCAACACAGGAAGAAAAUAGGUGACAAAUACCACACCAAUGGUCUAAAAGUGUGAAACGUAGCAGACACUUUACAUUCCAAUGAAGAUAAGAGUACUGCUUGAGUGCAUAAAUUUAAGAUUAAUGGUCUCAGCAGGGUGAAUAAACAGCUAAACACAUUCCUGAUUUGCAGGACAUCUUUGUCCAACUAAAGACGUUAAAGACCUUUCAAAGCUUAGCACCAUGGUUGUUUUGUUAUUCCUGGAAAAAAAUAAGUCUAGAAAGAAAAAAAAUAUUGACAACGCGAGAAGUGAAAAAUGUAAGAUAAAACACACAAAGGUUUGGGUGAAUGUAUGGCUCAAGAACUGACUUCACCACUGCACGGAUGGGCGAUAAUGUUCCCAUCACUGGAGGAUGGAGCGAUCAUGAUUACAUGUGUACUAUAGACAGAUGUACCCCCCCCCC